AUGUUCAUGCUCACACUUUAUGCCGUUGGAUUGCCCACGUUGGUUCAAGCUGGCGGCGAGCUGGCAUUGGUUGGCUUGGGCACCGGCGGUGUGAAUCAGGUGUCCACCAUCGUCAAAGCUAUACGCUUGGGGUACCGGACUAUUGACACUGCUUUGCUGUACGGGAAUCAUGACCUCGUUCGAGAUGCAAUCGAGCAGAGCGGCGUUGCCCGUGAUGAGCUCUUCCUGACGUCCAAAGUGGGAUUUUUUCCUACAUCCUUGGACCUUCCUGAGGAGCACCAGAAGGCUUUCGGCUUCCAGUCUUUGCCAGUGCCUGCAGCACUCGUGCCGGGAUUUCAUCCACUAAACCGGAAGGGCAAAGAGCUCGAGGCCAUCCGACUGAGCCUGGAGCAGCUGGGCGUUUCCUACUUGGACUUGUGCCUCAUCCACACCCCGGUGACAUCUGCACUGGAGCUUGCGGCCUCCUUCAUACCCCAUGCGUAUGGACUUUGGGCAGAGUUCCCGAAGUGGUCUGAAGUGCUGGUGAAGGGGGCACUGGCUGCCCUAGCCUCGCAAGAAGCUCAGCAACGCGUGGGCGAGGCAUACGAGCAGCGCAAACGGUCGUGGCAGAACAUGGAAGAAGCGAAACGUCGUGGGCUUUGCAAGCACAUCGGGGUCAGCAACUAUCCGAUCGCCUUCCUGAAGGAGAUGGAGGCAUACAGGACGGCUCCGAUCUACAACGAACAGCAGGAGCUUCACCCCCUGGCGCAAUUUCGCCACAUCCAGGACUAUGCGCGCAAGGCGCAGAUUCGCUUGACUGGCUAUGGCACAGGAGUCAUUGCUUCCAAUGCAGUGGCGCGUGAAAUUUCGACACGUCUCGGCCGGUCUCCAGGGCAGGUGUUGUUGCGCUGGGCGGUGCAAAAGGGCAUCGCAGUGACACCGAAGUCGAACAAGGAGAGCCGAUUGAGAGAGAAUUUGGAAGUUUUGGACUUCGUCCUCGAAGAGGAGGACAUGAAGUUGUUGGAUGCCCUCGACAAGGAGCAUGUCUUCUACUGGAACACCAGUCUCCUCGUGCCGGAUGUUGCACCGGUGGCGGUGCCUGCGUUCAAUGGUGCGAAGAAGAAAGCAGGCGGCAAGAUUGCAGCCGGAGCAACAGAGGGUUUCGCUUACAUCGCUGACCGACUGUCGAAGGGCUUGCGUGAAAGGCCGUGGUUGAAGGAGACUGCGGAAGAAGUGAGCCUGCAAUUCGUGCAGGAGGCGACCGACGUUGUUGGUCAGUUGCUGCAGAGCCGUCCGCGACAGCGAAGGGAACUCAUGGAUGGCUUGGCUGACCUUCGGUCACCACGACAACGAGAGAGCCCGGACAGGACGUGGCGACGAAGAAUGCAUCAGGCUCUUCAGAAUCUUUGCCGCUUCUUGCUGGAUUCCCCCGAGCGCUUGGAGGGCUUGAGCAAAGCGGCGUCUGAUUCUGGGAACACGGGAGUGCGACUGCGACGGUUUGUGACGAAGGCCAUCGCAGAAAAGCGACGUUUGAGGAGAUUGAGCCGAAGGUUUGGCCAGCUUCACGAGGAGGUCCUGCGUUCUUCGGAGGAUGGUAGGCCUAGCGACGAAUUGGCGUCGGCCUACCGCGAUGCAGCACUGGAGAACAUGCGCAAGCGGUGGAAUGUUGCUUUCCAUGAGUGGUGCGCAGAGGCGAUCGCAUACUAUUUCCUUCUUGACCCCAAGGAGCGGCAUCGCUGGAUCUACGGCACUUCUGGGGACAGGCCACGAGAGACGGCUCUGUCGGCGGCUUUGCGGCAGGGGCCAAAGGUGCUCCAGCGUAGAGAGCAGCUUGCCGAGGAGCUGUUGCCAAAAGCUGGGGCACGCUUGCGGCUGUUAGACAUGGGCAGUUGUGCUGAUUACUUCGGCCGCCACCACAGUGACCGUUUUGAUGUCACAGCAAUUGACUUGGCUCCGGCAGAGGACACCGUCCUUCAAUGCGAUGUCCUUGACAUCAAGAUAGGCCCACCUGGCAGUCGCCCGGCAGUGCAGGGCCGUCAGCUGAAGCAGCUUCCUGCCAAGGCACCUGUCGCCCACUGUAUGUCGGAGCUGAAGUGCAGUGCUUUCCCAGCAUGA
Messenger RNA from Symbiodinium sp. CCMP2456, 2094 nucleotides. The record is from the annotation of a GenBank genome assembly. Lineage: Eukaryota; Dinophyceae; Suessiales; Symbiodiniaceae.